Molecule: messenger RNA, 8030 nt
Organism: Ornithodoros turicata
Lineage: Eukaryota; Metazoa; Arthropoda; Arachnida; Ixodida; Argasidae
Product: E3 SUMO-protein ligase ZBED1-like
Exons: 1
Coding region: 681-2645 (654 amino acids)
Molecular function (GO): protein dimerization activity; DNA binding
Source: RefSeq, a predicted model, not a curated record
CCGUCGAUUACAUGUAUCCAAUCAAUCGCAGCAAGUGAUCUCAAAACAGCAAGGCAGGUGUUGUCGACCGACAGUCAAGACACACGAUCCGAUGCUAACCUGAUGUUUCUAGCCAGACAUCGGACGACGAAAUGCACUUCACUGAAACGUCCAGAGAUCACUGCAUCCCAAAGAGCAGCAUUCCACCAUCACCACAUCACCACGCGAGCAAACACAGACCAGAACAAAACCACGCCGCUGCAGACGGUGGCGAUGUCCCGGUAAAAACAAAAGGCAUCGCUGGUUGGACGAGCAGGCGACGGUUCGAACGACAGUUCUCUGUGGUACCCCGGAAACGGCGAUGAGUCGGACUAUCCGACAAUCUCGACUCUCGAACCUGGAAAGUGCAAACGAAUCUCGUGAACUGUACGCCUGUAUGCGCUGUCCUCCCACUGGCCGCGUGCACGGCGCCAGAGUGGCGAGUGGAGAGAUCAAGAAGCGUCUCCUGGCGCUCGCCGGCGUUCAAAGAGUUAAAGGUCCGAUCUGCGAUUUGACUGUUGUCUUUCAUCCUCAUGUCACUUUGAUGCUGUCUUGACUUCGUUGUAAGACAUUUCACGCCUUUCUGGAUCAAGCAUCCCUCUCACUGCUGCCUGGAAUUCGUUAACCAAAACGGAUUGUCCGCGCUCUCUCACUUUUGCAACAUGGCACAGGCACACCAAGGACGUGGUCCGUCACGAAAGCGAAGUGCAAUUUGGACCCUCUUUUCCGUUCCCGAAGGCGAAACUGCAAAGUGCAACUUUUGUGGAAAUGCUCUUUCCUACCGUGGAGGAGCAACGGCAAAUUUGUGGCGGCAUGUCCGAGUCAAGCACCCUGGCGCAUCUCUCCUGCGCUCGAACCCGGUCCUGGGGGCAUCGCAACAACAAGGUAACGAUGAGGUUGUUGACGACCCAGUGGAACCCUCACACCCUUCUCCGAAUGAAUCCGGUGCCCGACCUUCGGUUCCUUCGGGACUGUCAUCUUUAUCCUUGUCGGCACCGACCACUUCAGGACAGUCCGCUCCUCCACGUCCCCUACCUGUUGCCCGAGGACACCGAUGGGAAACCCAGCAGCAAGCUACAAUUUCUCACUACAUGAACAGACCGCUGACACUCAGUAAGACGGCAAAGCUAGACGAACAGCUGGUCAAACUUAUUGUCAAGGAGUAUCACCCAUUCUCCCUUGUCGAGGGUGAGCAGUUUAAGCAGUUUGUCUACGCGCUAAAUCCAAAUUACCGGCUACCAACGAGGAAAACGCUGUCGUCGACCCUCCUUCCACAACAGCAUGCAAAGGUGGCGGAGCAGGUAAGAAUGCAUUUACGAAGCGCAACGGCAGUUUGCUUAACGACAGAUGGUUGGACGUCAAUGACAAACGAAAGUUACAUUGGACUGACUGCACACUUCAUCGAUGAAAACUGUGAGAUGAAGUCAUACCUUCUGGACUGUUUCUCUUAUAAUGAGCGCCACACCGCUGAAAAUAUCGCAAGUGAACUACAGAGAGUGGUGACAGAGUGGGACAUCCAGAACAAGAUUUGCGCUGCAGUAAGCGAUAGUGCGGCCAAUGUCACUGCUGCAAUUCGUGCGUGUGGUUGGCGUCACAAUCCGUGCUUCGCACACGUGCUGAACUUGGUCGUGCAAGCCGGCGUACGGGAAAUAAGUAGCGUACAAGCAAAAGUGAAGGCUAUAGUUCGCUUUUUUAAGCACAGCUCGCAUGGAUUGGCAAGGCUACAAGCAAUGCAGCAACAAAUGGGAAUGACGUUGCUUAAGUUGAAACAAGAUGUUCCCACCCGUUGGAAUUCGACGUACGAAAUGUUUUCAAGGAUAGUGCAUUUGAAGGAUGCAGUGCUAUCCACUCUGGCCAUCUUAGACGCGAGUGUUGAACAGCUGUCUCAAACGGAAUGGACAGUCAUAGAGAAAUCAUGCGACAUCCUGAAGCCAUUCUUGGCGGUGACUACCGAGAUGAGCAGUGAAAAAACUGUGACGGUGUCAAAAAUAAUACUGCUUGCCCGAGCACUCAUUACCCACGUGGAUAACGCCAAGAAAGACCCCAGCCUGCCGGAAGACUGCAAAAAAAUGGUGAAAGUGCUUUCGGAGCAACUGGCAAAGCGAUUCGGAGAUGUAGAGGUAACAAGGCUUCUAGCAGAAGCAACCGCUAUGGAUCCCCGCUUUAGGAGACACGGAUUCCAGCGAGAGACCGCAUUCGAGAUUGCCUACCGCUCGCUGUCGGCACAGGCAACAGCAGUGGAAGUCCCCCAGGACUACAGCGAUGCACCUGCGGACCAGUCCCGGGCGCAAGAUCCAGAAGAUCCGCUAUGGUACGAAUUCGACACAACCAUGUCACUCGUACUGACCUGCGCGAACCCUACAGCGGCUGGUAUACUCGAGCUCGACAAGUAUCUGCAGGAGCCACCACUUGAGAGGAAACAGAACCCCCUCACUUGGUGGAGGGAAAGGCAGCACGUCUACCCACGCCUUUUUAAGAUAAUGAAAAGCAAAUUGUGCGUUGUGGCAACGUCUGUGCCAUGUGAGAGGAUCUUUUCUAAGGCCGGACAAAUUGUUACAGAAAGAAGGAACCGGAUAGCACACAGCAAGGUGUCCAAAGUGCUGUUUCUUAACGUAAACAUGCAGUAGGAUCAUACGCGUAUCACCUUUAUGUGCGGAAGUGGUUUUACAUAUUUCGCCGAAGAACACUUGUCCAGCAAUGUAAAAAUAUUGUGCUUUGUGUUUGUACGCGACGUAGACUGGUCGUUUUUAUGUUUUCAAAGUUCUAGGCACGUUUGUUUUCCAUUCUCCGGGAUCAAAUAAAAACUUUAUUUUCUGAAUAACGCGUCCUGGAGUAGCCAGUCCCGAGAUGCUCGAGACUAACAUCUCCAUUUUUUUUUUCCUUUUUACAAAUCAAUCAACACGCAGAGCAGAGUGAUUCAUAUUGCGCUGAUCAACACGAAGAAAACAAGACCACACGGGCAAACCGCAGUUGUGCACGCUGACGAGCAUUAGACAGGACACCCUCUGAAGUGAACGAAGUCCCGUCCACCUAUAUUCAACAAGGAGAGGACGGGAUGAACGAUGAACAAGCACAGGAAGCCCUGCCACACGCGCACACACAGACUACAAAAAGAAACACACACAGUGGUCCUGUAUUGCAAGUCAUCCAAAAACCCAUUAGUGUGAGCCUUUGAGGUCAACUAGCCACGGCGGCACGACAAGGCGAUAUGACAGCGGCAGAGCGAGAGCCACGACUGCAAACAACAAACGGCGUUGUGGAGCCUCUCUGAACCGAACAGCGCAGCAACUACACACUACUACACCGCACACUGCAGCUUCGAUACCCCUUUCUCACUCCUGGCCUCCAGCUCGUUCUCCCUCCCGGCGAUUCAGCAUUCAGCUGCUUAGUUCGUCAGUUCACCGACUCUCGAUUCCUUCGAACUCUCUCGGUACGAACGAAACACCCGCGCCCCCGCGCCUCCAUGGGUCUCUCCCUCACCUUACGAACCUCUUUACGAACUUGUUCCACUAUGAAAGAUGAAAAUCACUGAAAAGGUUAGCCAGCUGUAGGGAUCAAACCCACAUCUUCUGGAUUACCGGAUAUCGGUUCCUCUCUUGUUCCACUGAUUCCUGAUUCCCUCAACAGUACAACAGUACGCCCUCCCCGCCGCCUUCGCCACGUCCAGCAUUCGAGUAGGCAACAACGUCCACAGAUGGCGCGACGGCCAAGAAGCAGCCGCUGUCGCCGCUGUUUUUAUGCAUGUUCGUGCUUGUUAUGGCGAUUGUGGAUGUGGUCUUACAGGGUGAGCUGGUGAACUGUUGAACUGAGAGUUGUGUGAUCGAAGAAUCGACACCCACAGUUCAGUCCGGUGAUUCGUUCACUGUGAUCGAAUCAUUCGCGAUUGACACAUCACUAAGAUGCACCAUGCGAAGUAAUUUACACCACGGAGUCAUAAUUAUCGCAGAAAUUGAAUUUAAAAUACGCCGCAACAAGCGACCGUGCGCAAUGGUGGUGAAGAGCAGUACCAGCCUGUGAUCUGGCUGGAACCUUGCGUUAACGCUAUAAGGAGAACGCUCGCUGAUUGGCCUAGAGAAAUGUUGUCUGCUACUCCGCUGUUCGGGGUUUUGAUAAAGGCUUUCUCCUUGCUCGGUAAUGCUUCGGCCGCUCCUUCUAUCUCCAAUUCUCCGGGAAAACUGGCAAAACAGGUUUACGGCAGCAAAGGGACAAGGCGCUGACCCCCACUGACCGGCAAACCAGAACAAGUCUGCUUAUGCCGUCAUCGGUGACGUGGCAUCAUACCUCCUCAUCCUCGUUAUAGCUGGAGUGGCGAGUUAAGGGUGAAGGUGCGGAGCUAUGUUUGUGAGUUUUUUUCUGGGAAACAAAUUGCACACAUCAAAACCUUUCGUGCUACUCGGUAUAAUGACACACACACACUUUCAUCAGAUGUCUUAAUCUGAAUUUUUUUUGGAUGGCCCUCUGUACUCCUUUAAGUAAAACGCCGGUUAAGAACAAAAUUAGGCUUAAGUCGAACGCCCACGAUCUCCCAUGCACGGCCUGUAUUCCCGUAAAGCAAAUAAUACCUACUUUAGUCGAAACCACGGCUAAGCCGAACAAAUGUUUUGUCCCAGGCGACAUUUUUCAUCUGUUUAAGUCGAAUUUCACUUCGAAUCGGUAAAUAUCACCUUUCUCGACUAUGGAACGCCAUGAUCAGCCAGCCAACACAAUCCAAUCCAAGUCCGCCUGAUCGAGAGUUAACGGGAUCCAGGCUUGCAUGAUUCCAAAACUAGCGCGAGACGCUGUGCGUGGGGUAGGCUGUUCUGCGCCAACAACGCUAGAUGAGGACACAGUGAAGUGAAAGUCAAGAACUGUGUGUACUGUGCGCGUGCUGUAAUGUUUUGUGCGACAUGUCAUUGGUGACGCUGAGGCAACGCAGGUUGAAGACUCUCACACUUGCAAAAAAGCGCGAGCUGAUAGCAGCGGUUGAAGCCGGCACAAAAUUGAAAGGAGAGAUUGCCGUGGACUUCCGGAUACCAAAGAGCACGUUAUCCACAAUUUUGGCGAAGAAGUCGAAGAUUUUGUUAAGUGCCAGCAGUGUAGGGGCCAAUUUUUAUCAGAAUUUGGCAGUUGUUUGAUAAGUCAAAAUACUGCUUAAGUCAGAUUAACUGGUCUGGAUGGUGGGUGUUUGAGUUAAUGAGAUUUUACUGUACUAUGUUGGCCGGAGGCAAAAUGUCUGCCAUUGUUAGUUUGCAUUGAGCUACAGUAGAAUCUCUGUGAUACGAUCACGAAUGAUACGGAUUUCGGGAUGAUACCAAUCCAGUCCCGACCGGACUGCCCAUUCUUCCCAUGUAUUACAGUUCGGAUAAUACGAACACAUUACCUUGCCUUUAUGGAUGAUAUGAACGAGCCGAGGAAGUGACAGAGGUCGUUCCCCGUGAUGCGAGAGCGCCAGUCAUGCUUCUCCUGCUUUUGAGGAGGGAUGGAUAUCCUCACCACAAACUCCCUUAUAUCAUGUUGCGCAGUGCAAGCAAAGGCUCUCCCUUUGGUGGUGGUGGAGAGAGAUCAAAGGGAUUACACGGCCUGGAACCUUAUCACCUUAUCUCUGUAUUGACCUUUUUACCCCCCUCGCAACAAUAAACCGCGAAGCUGUGUACGUCGCACUGGCUUCGGAAAACAGCGACCAGGGGCCCGAUCUUCAACUGUCGUUAUCCCAUAACGCGCGUUAAAUGCAUCACUUCGGUGUGUGAUUCACCACGAGCUCUUACGCGAGCCUACCAAAGCAGAUGAAAGAUGAAAGUCACUGAAAAGGUUAGCCAGCUGUAGGGAUCGAACCCACAUCUUCUGGAUUGCCGGUCCAGCUUUGAAGCACGCAAACUUUAAAUAUAACAAUAAUGAUCGCUAUGUGAAAGUUGAAGAUCGGGGCCCAAAACACGUGAAAGGAACAUAUCGGGACAACAUCUUGCAAUAUUAUGCAUCACCAUUCCGUAAGUCAGCUCCACCUAACGCCUGCGUGCUUUAGGAGAAGCUCACUUUACGACACUGGCGCUACUCGUGGCUGGAAAGCGUGUGCUGGGCCUUUUGAAUCAUCUUGCAAAUCUGCCUUUUCAGAAAAGAGCUGGCGCCACCGCUCGGCUAGCUGGCAAAGUAGUAACUGGUUGUCAAUCAUGGCGUCAACUAAACCAUGUGCGUGCUGUCUCCGUUGGUAAUAAAGGGUUGUAUUGUUGACUGAUUCGAUGAGUCACAGAAUUAAAGGGUUAAUUGGGCAUAACCUGAAGAUCAUGGAGCAUCUGGGAUGCAACUUGUACCUGUACUUGUACCUGGGGGUACUCAUCUGUCAUUACAGGCUGGAACAAGGUUAUUACCAGUGUUAUGUGCCGAGUAAACAUUGGGCUUCUUCUGCUGUGGGUUCAGUUGUUUGUACGGACAUCGAAAAAAGCCAAACAUAUUCCCCUUGCUGUACUUUGCUUUGCAACUGCUGAACGAACAUGCUACUGCCAUCUUUAACAAAAAGGCUUCUGCUCCAUAAGUUCACGAAAUGUUGCGUCUCACCGCAAAAAUAUGCAACCCGAUACGAUGUGGAUACGAAUGGUAGAUGACAAAACACAACCAAAGUGUUUUGCCAAAGUCCUGAUAGUUGCACAUGCUCCGUGAACAUUUUAUGAAAUAGCCCAUUCCGGCAGCAUUGGCCAAAAACGAAGACACAAAAGCAUUAUGACCGACCUCUUUCACUGAGAGGAAUGGACAAUGAACAGUCACUGUCUAUUUUCUUGCCUCAAUUUUUAUUUUGGUUUAAUUCCUUUAAUACGAAUUUCGGAUUAUAUGAAUUUUUUCCGCUACUCCAUGAGACUCAUAUCGUUGGGAUUCUACUAUACAACGCAUUUUUUUAGAAAGCAUCAGUGGUGAUGUCUUGACGAACUUAGCCAAGUUGAGAUUAAAUUACUCACGUGCUUGUAAAAGGGCCUAGAUGUAAAUGACUACCUAUCCAAACCAGUCUCGUUGAAUGUCAUGACAACGUAGAGGCAAGCACCAUCAUAGGAGAGGACUGCCUACUCGGUGCUGCUGAAAAACUGUUAAUGUUGACCUUAGCUGUCUUCAUUUUUACAGUUAACAGCAGAUGUGUUUAUGCUUGUGUUUAUGGCAGUGUGUUUAUGCUUGCAUUCAUGUAUACAUACAUAUAACUGCCUCCCAUCUUAUGAUACCACUACACCAAGAUGAGUGGAGAAAGAAAUGACAGAGCCCUUGCUGUAUGAUAUUUGUGCAGUAAUUCAAAAGCAAGGUGCAGCUACUUCAGUACGCCUAAGCAUGCAUAUUUUAUGAAGUAAUUCCUUCAGAAACUAAUUUAGGUAACUUAUGUUAACUCGACUUCAGUUAACUGUUCACAGGGUUUGAUCAGGUUCAGCUGUGGCGGUUAAUUUAUUCAAAUGAGUAGGGGGACAGUAUUGAAUAAGUAACAUUGGGUGAAUGUGCAUGCUCAGAUGUUGCACCACGUGGAGCAAGCAAUGUUUUGGAACAGGGGCUCCUACGAAAAAGGAAACUGAGACACUAAGUUAGCCAUUCACAUGCUGGAGUUGCAUCACACAACCAAUGUGUGCACCCACUGUACAGUCAUAAGUGAGGAAAAGCUUAGCAUUUGCAUGUCAUCCCAGUGCAGCAGUCAGUGUUUCUCCUGUUUUACAAUAGUUCGACAGUGGUAUGUUCCAAAUAUACCACAAACUUGGAUUCGUGCAAAGCAAUACUUUUCACGCUGGGACAGUGCCUCAAGUUAGACUAUUUUCUUCACAAUUUCUUUAAUUAUGUCUUGGGAUAAGUUGACCUCAUUUUGUGGUCUCCACAGGGUUGACUUAAUGGAAGCUUACUGUAGAUAGCAUAAAAAAUAUAGUCUGUCCAAGUUCCCUCCCUUAGUUGGUGAGCAGUAGCCUAGCCCAAUGUUGACAUUUAUAGUGUUCUAUGCUAUAGCAUGCAAAUGGAAAAAUUGUUUAACAUUCGUACAAAUUUGUUGCAGCUUUGUUUCACAGUAAGUGCACCUCUCUUCU